GUACGGUACGGUUCGACUACACCCGUCGUAGUCCCAUUCGCCGUUUGUUUGGUCUUCCAAAGGCCUUGGCCGUCCUUGCGUACACACGUGCCGAGAUAGUGUUUGACCUGUCGAGAGCAAAGGGACACUAGACGAAAAAAGGAACGAACGAACGAAUCAAGGACAAGCCGACGACUCCUUACUCUUACAAUUGCGUUGUUGCGUUCAAUUCCUACAGUCUUCUCGGUGUCAUGUCGGGCUUUGGUGGAAACUACUCCGGGAGUAGCAAUAACAAUAACUACAAUAGCGGCGGAGGUCGGGGGAGCGGUCGUGGUGGUGGUGGCAGCAGCGGGCGGUACUCCAACAGCAGCAGCAAUUACCGGGGCGGACGCGGGCGUUCCAGUGGACGGUACAACAACAACAGCCACAGCCGUGGUAGUGGCGGCGGUGGACGUGGGGGACACGUCAAUUACGGACCCGCGAAAUUCAAACCCUGCAAGGAUUACACCACGAAAGGUUCCUGUAACAAUUCCAACUGUAGUUACGCACACGUGGUCCAACUUCACGGUACCGUCAACGCAACCAAUAGUAGUAACAACAACACUACGGCGGCGGCCGUGACUUCGGUAUCUAUUUGGGAAAAUAGCGGUGUCAUCAAAAUUUUCACCGGCUCCGACGAUGGCUUUUGGAGACUCUGGAAUACAGCCGGAGGUAAUUUUGUCAAAGAAUUCGAGUCACCCAUGAACGGACCCGUUUCGGUCGUACAAGUUGUCAACAACUUUCUGUUUUGCGGAUUUGAAGCCGUGUCUCGUGCACUUCCCGACACAUCGGUUGGUAUGGUACACGUGUGGAACUUGCAAAAUCCAUCCCAACCGCCUCUGGAAUUGCACAUGGCACCCUUGUUGCCCUACGCACACAACCAAGCCGUCACCGCCCUCACCAUUACCACCGACGCGGGUCCACCCAAGGUUGUCUCCGGCAGUCGGGAUGGAUCAAUCCGUGUCUGGACCUUUCGAGAUAACGCCUUUGUGUUGGAAAGUGAUAUUCCCGGACACGCCCGGGAAAUUACUGGCCUCGUACUCUUACCGGCCAACAAUUUGUUAUGGAGUUGCGCAAUUGACGGCGCCAUUCGCAUUUGGGACGUCAGUCAGCCUGCCAAGGCAACCUGUCAAUACGCUAUCACGGCCGCACCGUCGCCACCGACGAAUCCCCCCGCCCCGGGUGGGGCCGCUCCCUCCGCUGGCCACGGCCACACCGCUGCCGUCACGUCCUUGGUGAAUUUCAGCAGCCCCGCCGGUGCCUUUAUACUGAGUAGUAGUUUGGACGGAACCAUUAAAGCCUGGAACGGGACAACGGGUGAGUGUGUAGCGAGCGAAACAAACGGCGAAGGCGUCGUGACCAUGGUCGUUGCCCAGGACGCGCAAGGCAAUCAAGUUCUACUGAUUGGUACGGAAUCAGGCAGUAUCCUCUGCCGUAACCUAGUGCAAACACCCAAAGCACCGGCAUUUUCCCUGCUCUUUAUUAUGACGAGUUUUUUUUCGGCUGGACAUCAAGGAGCGGUCAAGGCAAUUACGGCGGGACCCGCCGCUACCUUUUACACGGGAGGCGCCGACGGCAAACUGCUGGUGCUACAACUUACGGGCGACCUGCAAUUGCAAUAA
Messenger RNA from Phaeodactylum tricornutum CCAP 1055/1, 1640 nucleotides. RefSeq lists its product with no specific name. Gene Ontology annotation, cellular component: preribosome, large subunit precursor. The record is from RefSeq and is a predicted model, not a curated record. Gene Ontology annotation, molecular function: protein binding; metal ion binding. The transcript is spliced from 2 exons. NCBI's taxonomy places the organism in Eukaryota, Bacillariophyta, Bacillariophyceae, Surirellales, Neidiaceae. The coding region runs from base 231 to 1640 and encodes 469 amino acids.